Messenger RNA from Cyanidioschyzon merolae strain 10D, 5643 nucleotides. RefSeq names its product similar to cleavage and polyadenylation specificity factor subunit. NCBI's taxonomy places the organism in Eukaryota, Rhodophyta, Bangiophyceae, Cyanidiales, Cyanidiaceae. The transcript has a single exon. Gene Ontology annotation, cellular component: nucleus. The record is from RefSeq and is a predicted model, not a curated record. Bases 1 to 5643 code for a protein of 1880 amino acids. Gene Ontology annotation, molecular function: nucleic acid binding; protein binding.
AUGGACCUCAUCCACAAAUCACUAAUACCCGCGUCGCGUGCCGUGGCGGUGGCGAGCGGGCGCUUUGCCCCCGAGCUCGUGCACUCGGGAAGCCCAGCGUCCGAGUCCGCGGAAGAGGCAACCGAGCUCGAGCCGCUUGAUCUGGUCGUAGCGCACCUGAACCGGCUGGAACUGUACCGAGUCGACGCACGCGGGACACUGACCCUCGUGGCACAGACGGAGGUCGCUGCGCGCAUCGGCUCCAUCAGUCGUUUCCCGUCUCCAGUCUGGAUUUCGGGCCAGAAGCAACCAGUUCGCAAGGACUGGCUCCUAGUCGCUAUUGAUAGUGGCUUCAGCGGCGGUGCCGUUGCGCGUAGUGCUGGGCAAGUAUCCAUGAUUGCCAUGAUCGUCGAGUUCAAACCGCUGCUUGCGACCUGGUACGCGCAAGCUGUCUACAGUUUUGCACAGGAGUGUGUCUAUGUUCUCCAGGAUGACGGCAUUCGUGAUGCCGCCUUGACCAUUGACAAGGCCCUAGAGCAUGUCGUCUUGAGGGCGGGCGCAGUCCUCGGUGACGGCAUGUGGCGCCGUGGUGGCGGCUACGGCGAGGAGCGGCCCCUGACCUGCGUGGACGCCGUCGAAGCUGCGGUCGACUUUUUGAACGAAUCGUCCAGAGAAUCGAAUUUCCAGUGGAACGACGGGCGCUGUGGUGCACUGGUUGUGCCUGCAUGGCGCAAAGCGUACAUCCUCGCACCGCCGCUUUGCAGUGGUACGGGCGCUGCCCUAGCCCAUUGCGGCAUCCGCGACGACGUGGUCAACGAAGGCGCCCUCGAUGCCGACCCAACCGCAGGUCGCGACGCGCAUACACGAACCUCCUAUGGACCAGGAGCAAUGCUCUGGACCGAGGAUGUCCAAGAAACGCCAGUGAGCGAGCGCAUCCUCCCCGGGAUACCCGCCGCAGAGACGCGUGGCCGUAAACUGCUCAUCACCGAGCGGGAUCAAGGCAUUCAGGAUGCGCAUCGAGUCUACUAUUACGCGGUCGAGUUGGAGGCGCUUCUUGGUCAUGUUCGCAUUCUGGACUGCUGCUUCCUAACCGGAACCGCACUGCCGACCAUGGUCAUGCUCUACGAAGAACGACCGACCUGGGCAGGCCGCGUCGAGGCAGUGAGCAACUCGUGUGCGCUGGCGGCGAUUGUGCUACCUCCACUGCCGGCAGGCGCAGCCGGUGAAGAGCCGCUCGUUGCCUGGCGAAUCCAAGGCCUUCCAUUCGACGCAGAAAAAGUCGUACCACUGCCGUCUGUUGAAUGGGAUCGUGCAGCAGAGCAGGGUCUGUUGCUAAUCGCCGCCAAUGUGCUGUUCUGGAUCCGUGGCAAUGGACAAAUCGGUGCCAGUUUAAGCGGAAAUCAUUUUGGUGAUACCUUCAUGGAGCUCGAUGGUUGCCAGCUCCCGGGCGCCUUGUACGGGGGCACCGACAGCGACAUCAUCAGCCGCUGCAGGACGUCACAAGUGCUCCAUUUCCGAGGUGCAUGUAUCGCGCCGGUGCGCUUGCACCGUUACGGGCUCUUCCUCGCCGACGGAAACGUCUACCAGCUGGCGCUUCACGCGGAUGCAGAAUACCCGCUGCGACUCGAAGCGCUUCGUGUUCGCGGAGAGUCGCGGUUAGCGCCAGCUCCCCUGGAUGCCAAGCUCCUUAGCCGAGACCUGCUGUUUGUGGCGGCGCAUUUAGGCUCCUCUGUACUGUACCGGAUGACGCAAGUGCACCCGCAUGGACGACGGACCCGAACGUCAGCUGCAGAGAACGGGACACUGCACAAAAACGCGACUACCAAAGAAGCACAAUGGGAAUUGCAGCAACGGGACACCAUCUUUCAACUUGGUCCGAUUGUUGAUUUGGUGGUGAUUCCCCCGCGUUACAGUCCACCAGCGGGUACGCUGCUGGAUCCCGGUGAGAUCCUGGCUGCAACAGGGCAUCAACAUCAGAGCUGCCUCGCACGCUGCACCUAUCAGGUGCAGACUCGGGAGUGGCAACGCAUUCCCUCCGCUGGAUGUCGGCGAGUCUGGUCCCUGUACGCGGAUCACGACGGCACUGGGAUGCAUCAAGAAGAGCAGGCGUUCCUUCUGUUGAGUUUGUCCAAGUCCAGUGUGAUUCUCGAUAUCCGUCGUGGCUUCGAACAGGCCGCAGAUACACGGGUGCUGCUUCCGUCGCCGACCAUAGCGGCCGGGAAUCUAGCCCAGAGACGUCUGAUCGCUCAAGUGCAUCGUACGGGUAUCCGCCUGCUGGACGCCAACCUUGACGUCGUCUACGAAGAGGAUAUGCUCUUGGCCGCCCUUGAGCCGGGGACAGCUGUAAGUGGAGCGAGCGUGGUCGAUCCGUAUAUUGCGGUGUGGUUCACGAAUCAUCGUCUACAGGUGUGGAGGUUGGAGCAUUUUUCAGAGGCGGAGGCCGAACGAACGACUUAUCGCUUGAGUCUGGUUUUCAGUAGGGAGCAUGUGCUCUGUGCAAGCCUCUACGAUGGCGUGCUGUGUCGGGAUUUUCAGGCCGCUUGCAGACCACCGAGAAGCACUGGAAACCUGCGGACGUCUGGACGGCCAAUGCGUUUGAGGAGACGCGGGGCGUCCGCAGCACCGGGCUCAGCGGCGACUGCAGCAGCAACCCAGUCGAGUCGCGAGACACAUCGAGCAGUACCGCCCUCUGCACUGAGUCGAGGUCAACGAGCGCUCGCAGGAGCGGAUCUACCCCCUGAACUGGGCGCAGAGGAGACAUUUCUAUAUGGAGCGCUCGCACUGAGCGACGCGGUUUCAGAUGCGACUCCCGAGGGAGCCAGCAACGGUACCCCCGAGACGACUGCGCGAGGCUCGCAACCCGAGGAGCCUGUCGUUCCCGCGUUGCACAGCAUGCUUGCAGUUGUUUCCGUGGAUGGUGCCCUGUAUUUGUAUGCGCUUGGCAGCGAAAAGAACUUGUUGUUGCUGCGAUGCAAGCGUUUCUUUCUGGGCGUCCACCAGGUUUUGGAUGAUCGAUCGCGACAAGCUGCGUCCUUCACAGAUGCUGCCUCAGCAGAAGCAGACGCUGAAGCAGAGUCCUCGGCGGCAACGACAACGAUAACGACGACUCCGCCGACAUCACCCAGGGGUGGUACGACGGGCAUGCUCCAUCGCAUGCCCGGUGAAGCAACGCUCGAGGUGUCUGCACUCGAGAGCGGGACUCGGACCACGACGCCCAGCCAGGGCGCCGGUUUGACUUCUUUGUCGUCGUCGUCGUCGUCGUCUAUGCCUCGCAAGCGUACUGCCACAACCGGCGAGGACGCACCGAAAGGCCUCGGCUCUAUGCCUGCGAACGGCCGAGAGCUUGGCCCGAGACGCACCCGACAAGGCAAAGUGCUCGACGUUUGUCUAGUCGACAUCGGCGAGCGCACAUGUCCAGUUCUGGCGGCUGUGCUUGCCUCGGGUGAGGUGGUGCUCUAUCGCGGCUACGUUGUGAACCGGGGGAUCCUCUGCUUUGCACGCGUCGGUAGCGAUGCCUUGAGCACGGUGUUGACUCCGAGUGUCGGUGUCUCCGCGAAUGCGCCGCCGAUGAGUCUGUCGACGUCAAUAGGAACAACCGCACCUGAACGAGACAGCAAAGCAAGCAGUCGACGUUCCGUAUCCAUUCGUCUGAUGCCGUUCCGGCGUAUCCAGGGCAAGUCUGGCAUCAGCAUCAUCGGUCAACGGGUUAUUCUGGUGCUCGGAGAUACCGGAUACCCGACCAUCCACCCGGUGCGAGGCCCUGGGCUGCUUGCGCUCGCGGAUCUGCACCACGAGGGUGUAUGUUCGCAAGGUUUUGUGUCGGUGGCGACGGACGGUACCGUCCGUAUUGGGCAGUGGCCAGUCCUCGCCCGAGCGCAAGCCGUUGGCAACUUUCUCGUGCAGAAGCACGCCUGGCCGCAGCCCGAAUACGUAGAGCGGCUUCUCCACGAUCCCUCUACGGACACGAUUCUAGCGAUCGUGGGACGUAUGGUGCCCGCAACCGAAGCAGCUGUCAAGUAUUUGCUAGAGGGGAAUCGCUAUGAGUCAAUGCUACGUCAUGCACGACGCAAACAACAACAACAACAGGAACAACAGGAACAACAGCAGGAGCCAGGGCUGCAAGAAGCCGAGGAGUCUGCUGUCCGAGUCACGCGCUCAUCAGGGAUGCAGCCUCCGCAGCCGCUGCUACUGAACGCGGACGCUCGUCGAGUACCAGCGUCUCGCGGUGAUACUGCAGGGAUACGGGCCCGUGGCGACUCGUCGACGGCGGAGCCCAUGGAUAUGGACGACGUCGCGAAUGGUGCAUCCGCAAUGACCACACCAGGAGGCGUUAACGGUACCGCAGAGACACCUUGGCCGUCAACGACCGCACGUAGCGUCGACGAGUCCGUAGCGGGUGAUGUCGCAGAUGAUCCACCGAAAGCGCUGGCGGCUUUCGAAGAGCAGAAACUUCGCCCAUUCGAUUCGGGUAGAGAGCGGGAUCUGCCGCUGCUGAUCGACCAGCAUGCGGUCGUAUUGCUUGCACGAAACUCUCUGGAGGUGCUGGCGCGUUACGACCUCGAACAGACCGAGGUCGGGCUGGCGAUGUGUGCAACCAGAAUCCGGCAUUUUCAGCGCACCGGCGACGACGAGGCACCACGUUUCACAGAGCGAGACGUGCUCGUGGUUGGGACGUGCUUCCUGCGGGGUGAGGACACCAGCAUUCGCGGUCGCCUGCUUGUUUUUGAAAUCAGUCGACAAGAGGGCCGCCAGCACCAUCAGCACCAGCGAACCCUCUACCAGAUGCAGACGCUUGCCGCAACCGAAGUCAAAGGAGCAGUUUCGGCGGUUGCGCCGGUCAAGGGCGGCUUCGUGUGCUGCAGCGCUGGACCGCGUCUCGAAGUCUACAAACUGAUCGAGGACGAAAUGUCCUGUAUAUCGUUUUAUCCGGGUAUUAAUUUGUUCUUUUCGCAUGUUGGCACGUUGAAACAGUAUAUUCUCGCUUCGGAUAUGCGGUAUGGUGUUUCGUUUCUCUUCUGGAGGUCUCGCAACGUUUCGCAGAAUUUCCUCUGUCGCGAUGAGGCGCAACGUGAACUGGUUGCAUCGGAAUGGUUGAUGCACGGUACCAAGGCGAAUGUACUCUCAGCGGACAUGCUUGGCAACAUCAUUGAGUUGAGUAUUCCGAGUCCAGUGGAUCCCGAGUCAGCCGGUGGAACGCGUAUGACCUUUGAGGCCGGUUUCCAUGUUGGGUCGCGGCCGAACGCGGUGCGUCGGGUACGCAUUGAUGAUCCGAGUGCUGAGACGCCGCCUCCAAACGAGCCGUCGUCACUCUGGAAUACGCAUGUGAUCUUGCUGGGCACCGUUGACGGGAUGAUUACCAUGGUUUCUCCACUGUUACGCGGCGUGGCGAAGAAACUCGAGCUCGCCGCCCAAGAUCUCAUGCUGGAGCCGGAGCUUCGCAAAUGGUGUUUGUACGCCCGUUCCUGGCGAGUGAUGCGUUCCUUGACGGUGGCGGCGGGUCUUCGGAAACCGAAGCGCUCUAUCCUCGAUGGCGAUGUGUUGCAGCUGUACGGGUCUCUGGAUACACCGCGUCGGAAGGAGAUCGCGCGCAGAAUCGGCAUGCCUCAGGAAGCGCUUUUCGAAGCGAUAUUCGGUACGAUUGAUGAGGUAUUGCAGGUAUUCUAG